ACCACGGUCCAUGAAGUUUUGGGCGCGUGUUUGAGAGAGAUAAAAGGGUUUCAAUUCGAUUUGCUGAUUACAGUUGAGAAUAGAAGAGAAGCGAAACGGCAGUGCAAGAUGGAGUUGGACGCUGAUGAUAUCUUCAAAGACGACGAAGACCACACCGAAGCUGAAGCCUCGGUCCUUAAAGAUGAGUCGAGCAAAGAAUACGUGGUUUACUUGGUCGAUGCUUCACCUAAAAUGUUCAAAACCUAUUGUUCCGAGCAAGAAGACUACGAGCUUGAAUCUCACUUCCACAUUGCCAUCUCUUGUAUAUAUCAAGCAUUGAAGACUCAGAUCAUUAGCAACUCCUACGACCAAGUUGCCAUAUGCUUCUUCAAUACUAGGGAGAAGAAGAAUUUACAAGACUUAAACGGCGUUUAUGUAUUUAAUGUUCCUGAAAGAGAGUUUCUAGACAGGCCAACAGCAAGGUUCAUAAAAGAAUUUGAACAGUUGGAGGAGUCAUUUUCAAAGCACAUUGGAAGUCAGCAUGGCAUUGUGUCUGAUACUCGAGAAAAUUCUCUGUACAAUGCUAUUUGGGCAGCUCAGGCACUUCUUCGUAAAGGGUCAGCAAAGACAGUUGACAAACGCAUACUUCUGUUCACAAAUGAUGAUGAUCCUUUUGGUAGUAUCAAAGGGGCAGCAAAAUCAGAUAUGAUAAGAAUGACCCGGCAGAGAGCUAAAGAUGCACAGGAUCUUGGAAUUUCUAUUGAACUUCUUCCCUUGAGUUGCACCACCGAUGAAGUGUUCAAAAUAUCUCAAUUCUAUGCUGAUUUGAUUGGGUUGGAAGGAGAUGAUCUUGUUGACUUUAUGCCAGAAGCAGGAAAGAAAUUGGAGUAUAUGAAAAAUCAGUUAACAAAACGCAUGUUUAAGAAGCGCAUCGUCAAAAGACUUAAAUUCACCAUAGUUAAUGGGAUAUCCAUAGAACUUAACUCUUAUGCUUUAGUUCGUCCCACUGCCCCAGGAGCUAUCACAUGGCUUGAUUCUGUUACUAAUCGUCCUCUGAAGAUUGAAAGAACUUUCGUUUGUGUUGAUACUGGUGCAGUGGUGGAAGAACCUACUGAAGAGUUUUUACGUUAUAAAAACCAGAAUGUUAUAUUUUCGAUGGAGCAACUAUCUGAAGUUAAAAGAAUUUCAACCGGACAGCUUAAUCUUUUAGGGUUCAAGCCACUGAGUUGCUUGAGAGAUUAUUACAACUUGAAGCCAUCAACUUUCCUUUAUCCUAGUCAUGAGGGUACAGACAGCAGCAUGUGCAUUUUCAUUGCCCUUCAUAGGUCCAUGAUACAACUCAACCGUUUUGCUGUUGCUUUUAGUGGUAGUUCCUCUUGCCCUCAAUUAGUUGCUCUCAUUGCACAGGAAGAAGUUAUUCAAUCAGGUAGUCAGAUUGAGCCACCUGGAUUGCAGAUGAUUUAUCUUCCAUAUUCUGAUGACAUCAGACUUGUUGAAGAGCGUUAUUCAGAUACAAGUGGGAUGGUGACUAAAGCAAGUAGUGAUCAAAUAAAAAGGGCAGCUGAUUUAAUUAACCAUAUUGACUUGAGAGAUUUUUCUGUAUUGCAAAUUUCCAACCCUGCCUUGCAAAGACACUAUACUGUACUGGAGGCAUUGGCAUUGGAAGAGGAUGAUGUUGAAGAACCGAUAGAUGAAACAUUACCUGACGAGGAAGGCUUGGCCAGACCAGGAGUGGUGAGAGCAUCGGAAGAAUUCAAAACCGCGGUAUAUGGGGAUAAUUAUGAUGAAGAGAAUGAGAUUGGGAAGCCAACUGAAGCCUCAAAGAAACGAAAAGCAAUGGUAGAGUUUGCAAUUAAAGAGUGUAAACAAUAUGAUUGGGGCGAGCUUGCUGAUACUGGAAAGUUAAAGGACUUGACUGUGGUGGAGUUGAAAUUUUAUCUUACCGCACAUAAUCUUCCUAUGUCCGGAAAGAAGGAGGUUAUAAUUAACCGAAUAUUAAGCCACAUGGGAAAAUGAGCAAGGGGCCAAAGUUUCCAUUAAUGAUUUUGCAAUAUGGAUAACUAGAACCAAAGACUCUUGGCCAUAUGUUCUGCUAAAGUUAAUGUUUUGAUGAUAUCUUAUUCUUGAACCUAUCUGGAUAAAAGAGUGAUCUGUACAUGGUAUUAGGGUAUGUAGUAGCAUAGUUUACCGGUUGAAGACAUAAUCUGUAUUAGACAUCCAACCCUGAUUUGGUUAAAUUGCUAGCAUUCCAGUUAUGACUCAACCCAAUUAGCGUAAUUAUAGAACAGGAAAUGACAUUAAUAUUCUGGCUGGCUAUUACAAGGUGAAUUUUUCCGUUGCCUGAUUUUUAAUAGCAAUAUUUAUACUCAUUUUACUUGU
Vigna unguiculata (cowpea) is the source of this 2358-nucleotide messenger RNA. RefSeq names its product ATP-dependent DNA helicase 2 subunit Ku70-like protein (gene KU70). Gene Ontology annotation, cellular component: nucleus; Ku70:Ku80 complex. The record is from RefSeq and is a predicted model, not a curated record. Gene Ontology annotation, molecular function: DNA helicase activity; double-stranded DNA binding; telomeric repeat DNA binding. Gene Ontology annotation, biological process: telomere maintenance; double-strand break repair via nonhomologous end joining. Lineage: Eukaryota; Viridiplantae; Streptophyta; Magnoliopsida; Fabales; Fabaceae.